ACAUUGGCUACCUUACUUAUAGAGAUUCAAAAUUGUGGUGGUCUGCAUCCUGGACCAGUGUUAGAGCAACACUGCUGGGCUAAGGUCAGUGAUGGUGUAAGCCAAGUACUUGGAAAACAUCCAGGUCUGGAUACCAAUGUUGCAUACCAGUGGGAAUCUGGAAUGAGAAGUCUUGGGGACACACGUCUCUCUUUUUUUGUCCUUUCUGUUUCAGAUUUGGCCUUGGAAUCUAAUCCAUCUGAUCAUCCCAGAGCAAGCACAAUUUUUCUGAGCAAGUCUCAAACAGAUGUGCGAGAGAAGAGGAAGAGUAACCACAUUAAUCAUGUUUCUCCUGGGCAGCUUACGAAAAAAUACAGCUCAUGCUCAACAAUAUUUAUAGAUGACAGCACUGUCAGUCAACCCAACCUUAGAAGCACAAUAAAGUGUGUAACAUUAGCAAUAUUCUACCAUAUAAAGAACAGAGAUUCUGACAGAUCAUUGGAUAUUUUUGAUGAAAAAUCUCAUCCUCUCACACGGGAAGAAGUUCCAGAUGACUACUACAAGCAUGACCCUGAUCACAAGCACAUCUACCGGUUUGUUCGGACACUUUUCAGUGCUGCACAGCUGACAGCUGAAUGUGCAAUAGUGACACUGGUUUAUUUGGAAAGGCUUUUAACCUAUGCAGAGAUUGACAUAUGCCCUAGUAACUGGAAGAGGAUAGUCCUAGGAGCUAUUCUGCUGGCUUCUAAAGUCUGGGACGAUCAGGCUGUGUGGAAUGUGGAUUAUUGCCAAAUAUUGAAGGACAUUACUGUUGAGGACAUGUAA
Molecule: messenger RNA, 804 nt
Organism: Pterocles gutturalis (yellow-throated sandgrouse)
Lineage: Eukaryota; Metazoa; Chordata; Aves; Pterocliformes; Pteroclidae
Product: cyclin-Y-like protein 1-B
Exons: 8
Biological process (GO): regulation of canonical Wnt signaling pathway; regulation of protein kinase activity
Cellular component (GO): plasma membrane
Molecular function (GO): cyclin-dependent protein serine/threonine kinase activator activity
Source: RefSeq, a predicted model, not a curated record